CGGAGUUUGAAAUUGCACCUUGUACCUCAUCCGCUAUGCGAUACGCUGUUCUCGUCACUGGUCCUGCUGGUGCGGGCAAGUCCACAUUCUCGACUGCUUUUGCUACCCAUCUUCGUGUCUCAAAACGCACAGCCCAUAUCGUGAACCUUGAUCCCGCUGCAACUGGUGAUGCUUUCGAGUAUCAACCUGCCAUUGACAUCCGGGAGCUUGUGACGCUAGACGAUGUCAUGGGCGAAAUGAACAUGGGUCCUAAUGGCGGUCUUGUGUAUUGCUUUGAGUACUUGUUGCAAAAUAUGGAUUGGCUUGAGGAGGAACUCGGCGGUUACGACGACGACUACUUGAUAAUCGACUGUCCAGGCCAAAUCGAGCUGUACACACAUCAUCCGUUCCUCCCGCAACUCGUGCGGAACUUGCAGCGAAUGGGCAUACGGACUUGUGCUGUGUACCUUUUGGAAUCCCAAUUCAUGGAAGAUCGAUACAAAUUCUUCAGCGGUGUGCUGUCCGCAAUGUCCGCGAUGGUUAAUCUUGAAGUACCCUGGAUAAACAUCAUGUCUAAAAUGGAUCUCGUUUCUGGAUCGUCAUCGUCGGAUACGUUUGAACCAAGAAACGGAAAACGUGGAAAACGUGAUAUCGCUCGGUAUCUUGACCCAGACCCAAUGCUACUUGUUGCUGCGAGGGAUGGGAGAGAUCAACAACGCGACAACAGCAGGUUCCAUGACCUUAACCGGGCCAUCGUACAACUAAUCGAGGACCACCCUUUAGUGUCCUUCUUGCCGCUGGAUCUAACGUCUACGGAUUCACUUGAGACAGUCGUCAGCCAUAUUGAUUUUACUAUGCAAUAUGGUGAAGAUGAAGAACCAAAAGAGCCACAUGAUCUAGACGAAGGCGACUUUGCUGAUAUGGAAUAGGAGUGUACAUUGCUACCCAAAUAACGCAUCCUGUGUUGAUACACGAUGCGUCCCAGAUUUCUGGAUAGCGACCUCAUGGUGAUCAAAGUGUCUGCCAUCUCGCCACACCAGGGGUUCGUCUGGGUAUACUGAACAAAAACAAAAUUUCUCGCGCCAGAACUUAAAAAUAAUAUCACGCCUCUAUGUCUAAGCCAAUCACCGGCAUUUGAUUUCGACAUUCAACGGAACCGUAUCAAUUGGACCAGGAAACUUCAUAUUACAACUAUCUUGCGUACUCAGGGAGGGAUU
Molecule: messenger RNA, 1196 nt
Organism: Suillus clintonianus
Lineage: Eukaryota; Fungi; Basidiomycota; Agaricomycetes; Boletales; Suillaceae
Product: GPN-loop GTPase
Exons: 7
Coding region: 36-908 (290 amino acids)
Molecular function (GO): GTPase activity
Source: RefSeq, a predicted model, not a curated record